AUGCUGCCCGAUAUAUCAACUUUUCUAGAGGGCACAGAGAAACUAACCGAAGAGCUGAAAGUAAAAGAAGAAUCAUCUGAGGAUGAUUUGAUUCAAGAAGAUGAACCUAAAUAUGAAGAAUUAGAUGAUGAUGAAGAAGAAGAGGAUAUUGAUGAUCAUCAUAAGAUUGAACUUGUUGAUGCUAGUGAUGAAGAUUUUUCUUUUAUAUGUGGAGUACUCACAUCACCGAUAGCAGCAGAAGAAGCAUUUGAUAAUGGUCAAAUCAGACCCUUUUUUCCAUUGUUCAACAAAGAUCUUCUCUUGUCUGAUAUUGACUUUAACAAUUUAAAAAAUCGGCUACCUGUACAUCCACCUGUCAACAAAGUUUUCGUCGAAACAGAAGAUAAUGAUCCUCCGACAACGUCAUCAUCAUCCAACGAGAAUGAAGAAAUCUCAGGACCGUACUGUGAAUGGUCAAAAAAAGCGGUCGAAGCAAAUACAAAUCCAGCUGAGGGUUGUAAAAAGAGCAAUUCCACUGGGUUUUCAAAACUUUGGAGAUUCCGAGAUUUCAUUCGUCGGAGUAACAGUGACGGAAGAGACGCGUUUGUGUUCUUGAAUAACCCUACAACAACGUCGAAGGUCGUUAAGAAAGAAGAAGAAGAAGAAAAGGUUUUGGAGAAGCUGAAAGAGACAAGUAUUAGUGAUGAGGUUAAAGUCAAGAAAGUAAUUACGCAGAAAAAGAAGAAAGUUGUAAAGAAGAGUGAAGCAGUGUUAGCACAUGAAGCUUAUAUGAAGAGUAAAGCAAGAGAUGAAGAACGGCGACGAUCGUAUCUUCCUUACCGGCCGGAGCUCGUCGGGUUUUUCACUAAUGUGAAUGGUGGAUUGACCAGGAAUGUACACCCAUUCUAA
Messenger RNA from Nicotiana attenuata, 888 nucleotides. RefSeq lists its product as uncharacterized. Lineage: Eukaryota; Viridiplantae; Streptophyta; Magnoliopsida; Solanales; Solanaceae. The record is from RefSeq and is a predicted model, not a curated record. The coding region runs from base 1 to 888 and encodes 295 amino acids. The transcript has a single exon.